AUUGAUUUGUUUUUAAUAUUUAUUUCAAUUGAUUUCAUAAUUUAUUUUUUACGUUCAAAUCAAUUAUUAUUUUAAUGGUCUCUUCGUUCAUAUAUUGUGACAAUUGAUGUGACAAUCAGUUUGUAUUGAAAGGCGAAACAUAUUUUACAUGAAUUUUAUGUCCAAUUAAAUGACAAUAAGAAGUGAUAAUAAGAAGUGAUUAAUGGCUGAAAGCGAUUCCGAAGACACGAAUGACAGACCGAUCGCUGCUUUCGGUCCGAGAGUUGUCUCCAUAUAUAAGUCAGAGACCGGCUUUGGAUUCAAUGUCAGGGGACAGGUGUCAGAGGGCGGACCCCUUCGCAGCAUCAAUGGCGAGCUCUACGCACCUCUUCAGCAUGUGUCCGCAGUCCUCGAGUCCGGCGCCGCA
Messenger RNA from Oppiella nova, 406 nucleotides. Lineage: Eukaryota; Metazoa; Arthropoda; Arachnida; Sarcoptiformes; Oppiidae. The record is from the annotation of a GenBank genome assembly.